Messenger RNA from Ostrea edulis (European flat oyster), 3521 nucleotides. Its product is annotated as aldehyde dehydrogenase, mitochondrial-like. The record is from RefSeq and is a predicted model, not a curated record. Bases 132 to 1748 code for a protein of 538 amino acids. The transcript is spliced from 12 exons. Lineage: Eukaryota; Metazoa; Mollusca; Bivalvia; Ostreida; Ostreidae. Gene Ontology annotation, molecular function: aldehyde dehydrogenase (NAD+) activity.
UGCAUUCAUCCGAAAAGAGAACGGAGGUGUUCCGAGUGGUUGACCUACUUCGUUCAACUUAUCAUAGGAUUGGGACUGUGUUGGGGGUUAAAACGAUUUGGUUGGAGUAUUAAGACACUUAGUCGUAAGAAAUGGCGCUUCUGCGAUGUGGACUUAGGGCCAGGGGCCUAUUAUCGGCCCUCAGGAACAAUGCAGCGUGCAUGUCAUCCAUUCCACAACCAAUUACCAACCCCGAAAUAAAAUAUAACAAGGUUUUUGUCAACAACGAAUUCAUUGACAGCCAAUCUGGGAAGACUUUUCCAACUGUGAACCCAUCGACAGGGGAAGUAAUUUGCCAGGUUGCUGAGGGAGAUAAGAAAGAUGUGGAUGUUGCAGUAAAAGCAGCUCAGGAGGCCUUCCGACUGGGAUCACCAUGGCGACGUAUGGACGCUGCAGGAAGAGGCUAUCUUCUGAAUAGACUAGCGGACCUGAUUGAGAGAGACCGAGCUUACAUCACUUCACUGGAAACUCUUGACAAUGGCAAACCCUACCAUGUAGCUUAUAAUGCAGACCUGCGCCUGGUCAUUCAGUGUUACCGGUACUAUGCAGGCUGGGCAGACAAAAUUGAGGGAAAGACCGUACCUGUUGCUGGGGAUUUCUUUGCCUACACCAGACGCGAACCUGUAGGAGUUUGUGGCCAGAUCAUCCCGUGGAACUUCCCACUGCUGAUGCAGGCUUGGAAGCUUGGCCCUGCCCUGGCCUGCGGUAAUACAGUAGUGAUGAAGGUUGCAGAACAGACCCCACUCACUGCUUUGUACAUAGCUCAUCUGGCCAGAGAGGCUGGAUUCCCUCCUGGUGUCAUCAACAUUAUCCCAGGGUACGGCCCUACAGCUGGCGGUGCUAUCGCCAGUCACAUGGACGUCGACAAACUGGCUUUCACUGGUUCCACAGAGGUUGGUCAUAUUGUCGCCCAGGCAGCAGCACAAUCAAAUUUAAAGAGAGUGACACUAGAACUUGGAGGGAAAAGUCCUAACAUUGUAAUGGCCGAUGCUAACAUGGAACAGGCAGUGGAGAUGUCGCAUUUUGCUCUCUAUUUCAAUCAGGGACAAUGCUGCUGUGCUGGUUCCCGUACCUUUGUGGAGGAGAAAGUGUAUGAUGAAUUUGUGGAGCGAAGCGCUGCUAGAGCAAAGAAAAGGACUGUGGGAGAUCCUUUUAAUGCAUCAAAUGAGCAGGGACCACAGGUGGACAAAGAACAGGCAGAUAAGAUUAUGUCCUACAUUGAAAGUGGAAAAGACCAGGGGGCGAAACUCGUGGCAGGAGGCAAUAGAGCAGGAGAAAAGGGAUUCUACAUCGAGCCCACAGUUUUUGCUGAUGUGAAAGACGAAAUGAAAAUUGCACAGGAAGAGAUUUUUGGCCCAGUGCAGUCCAUCAUGAAGUUUAAAUCAAUGGAUGAACUGAUUGAGAGAUGCCAUAAGACAAUCUAUGGGCUGGCCGCUGCAGUGCACACCAAUGACCUUGAAAAGGCCCUCCAUGUUGCCAACACAGUGAGAGCAGGCACCGUUUGGGUGAACUGCUUUGAUGUGUUCGAUGCUGGCAUGCCAUUCGGUGGUUACAAGAUGUCGGGUACAGGUCGCGAGCUUGGAGAGUAUGGACUAGAGGCUUACUCGGAAGUUAAAUCAGUAAGUUGUCAUAUUUCAGAUAUCAAAAUAUCAAUAAAAUUACUGGAUGGUAAAUUAGAAUUAUGGAUCUUUCUAGAUAAACUGCAGUAAUGUUUCUUUCCUAAAGCCCAUUUUGUCACUAAAACUUGUACAAAGUGCUUACAAACUUUGGUCAUACCUGUACAUAUAUACAUAAACACAUGCACAGAAAAUAAACCCUUUUUGGGGACAGAAAGUUACAUGUAGAUAGUAAGUAUAUGGUUACUGUUAACAGAAUGUGCUGAAUCCCAGUGAUAGGAGGAUGUGGAAGAAAAUGAAAAUCUUUAGAAAAAUUUCUUCAGCAGGGCUACAGUUUUUCAAACUGAGAGUCUGCAGAUUCUUGUUUUUUCAAAAUCAUGAGUAUAAAAUGGAUUCUGGAGUUCACGAGAUUAUCAUGAGUAUAAAAUAGAUUACAGAGUUCACAGGAUUAUCAUGAGUAUAAAAUGGAUUACAGAGUUCAUGAGAUUCUUUUGUUUGUAAAAAAAAAUAAUAAUAGAACAUUUUUAACUGUAUGACUGCCAACGAAAUGUUUGAUCCUUCAAAAUACAUGCCAAAUCAGUUUACAACACUAGGAAGUGCAGGUAUAUGAUGUUAUAAGUAAUCAACAGUUCACAAUACUCUGAAGUAUGAUGUUAUAUUUUUGGAUUGUAAGAUAUGCUAGUUGAUUGGUACAACUGUAAUCUUUAUUAAUGGAUUUUACAAUCAGAAAACUGGUAUAAUCUUUAUAAAUGGAUUUUACAAUAAGAAAACUGUAAUUUUGUAUAAUCUUUUUAAAUGGAUUGUACAAUUAAAAACUUACAACUUGUAUACUUAUAAAAUUAAAACUUAUUUUACUGUUUACAGGUGGUAAUUAAAGUCCCACAGAAGAAUUCCUAGGUCUGGGAAUAUGGAACAGUGUGGUUUUGAUGAAGAGGGACAUUUAUCAAACUUUAUUGUUAUAUUAUCACAGUUAUAAUUAUACAGCUUAAUUCAUUUUGUUGUAGGUCUAGAGGGCUAGUGUAUGUUGAGUGUUGUGCUGGUAUAAUGCUUUUUGUGGUAUAUUUUGUAGUACAUUCUUUAUAAUGCUUUACACAGUUUUAUUAAUAUAUGGUCUAUUUCUACAAUGAUUUAGUGCUAUAUCGUGCGUUUUACAAACACAAAUUGUAAUCAAUCAUUGGGCUGAUAGCUUUAAUUAGUUGCAGAAAUAUAUUUUAGUUGCUUGGUGUCAACCUCAAGUACAUUACAGAGAAAGCAAUCAUGUAUGAGAGAUUUGUUGUUGUCACUUUAUACAUUACGCUGCAAUUCUUAUUGUAUGACAAUGAAUUACAUUAUAUUUAUGAUUUUUCUUUUCUCUUCUUUUUAAAAAAAAAGAAAUAAUAGUUUUACACUUAUUAUUACAAAAACUGGUACAUGUGUGUACAUUCACUCCGUUUUUGUCUUAAUAACUGAAGGUUAAAAUGUACAUUGUACAAAUAUCUCAUAAAUUUUCCAUUCGGCAAAACUCACUGUGUAUGAAUACACCUAAUUCUUAUGUAGGCAAACCAUUGCAGUUAAAACGAUUAAAAUGUCAAUAUAAGAAAUGUUUUAAAGUAUAUGAUAUGAAGUUUACACUGGUAUGCACUUAUAUUUUAUGGAGUACUAACACAGUCCAGUCAGUGUGGUGUGUUGAGGCUUAAGAUACUAUAAAAACUGAAAGACAUUUCUAUUUGGAUGCAUGAAGACUGUUUUUGGAGUGUAUUGAUAAAAGCUUUAAUACUUGUAUACAAAAUGAUUGAAACAUUUGGUCAGUAUUUGAUACGCAGAUAAACACACCUCAGGAGAGAACCGAGGGUGGAAAAAUAUUUGAAUAAAUCAUUAUUUCAUGAU